Messenger RNA from Zea mays, 2280 nucleotides. Its product is annotated as reticulon-like protein B1. The record is from RefSeq and is a predicted model, not a curated record. Lineage: Eukaryota; Viridiplantae; Streptophyta; Magnoliopsida; Poales; Poaceae. The transcript has 3 exons. Gene Ontology annotation, biological process: response to bacterium. The coding region runs from base 75 to 581 and encodes 168 amino acids.
UCCUGAGCUGCCUGGGCGCCGGACGUACGAUACGAGACCUCGACGUCGACCACCACACAGACCUAACCGAGAGAAUGGCAGCAGCAGCGAUGAACGGGCACUAUUUGCAUGCAUUUGGCAGGGAGAGGACGACGCUCCACGCCGCCCUCGGUGGGCGCAGAGCCGCGGACGUCAUCCUGUGGAGGGACAAGGCGGCCUCGGCGUGCAUCCUGGCCGCGGCGACGGCGGCGUGGGGCCUGUUCGAGGUGGCGGAGUACCACCUCGUCACGGUGGCGUGCUACGUCGCCAUGGUCGCCAUGCUCGUCUCCUUCGUCUGGACCAACGCUUCUGCGUUCUUCAACAUGGACAGAUGGUAUGGUAUUGCCCGACCGACACUGACAGCGAAACGCAUGGUUAUGGUCUGUCUCGGUCGCGAACCGGCGAGAACAGCGACGCCGAUGCGCAUGCGCGCACGCCAACCGGAUAAAACCAUGGUGCUCCGUGCGCAGCCCCCGGUUUCUGCCGGUUCGUUCGAGUUCGACAUAUGGAUCAGCCACCGGUCGGUCUCGUACCACGAGCCCGUUCAGGGCACGGCCCGUUAGACCCGGCUAAGCUAAUCGGGCCUGUUAGAUUCUAUGGGCCUGUUAGUUUUCUUCUUGUUACAAAAGGUUUCACAUGUGAUCAAUCUCAACUGGUGGCAGUUAUUGCCUAAGGGUCGCACCCCUUGAGGACCCUGUGUACUACACUAUAUAUACAUCUAUCUCUGCAAUAAAUACACGAUUCUCUGUCAUUUGUCUCUGUUGUUUUCCAUUUGCCACUGAGCACUGCAAUAGAUCACAACACGUUAUCAGCACUGUCUCAAGGGAGAAAUCAGAGAAGAGGAAGAACACGCUGUUCUUGACAAGAACAGCGAGAUCGAUCUGCACAUCAACAGCAAGGUAUGGAGCAUACCGUUUCCAUGCGCAUACGCCGUAUGCGCGAAGUUCUUCAUAUUGUUGAUGAUGCAAUGUUGGAAGCGUUCACCGUUGGGCAAGCCACUGCACUCCCACCGGUGCACGAGAUCCCUGAACGCCGUGUGCAAGUGCAAAAUGUGCACUUCUGCGUUCUCCAUGGAUGGACAGCGGUGGUUCCGCUACCGGUGGUGGAGUGUGGUCUCCCCACUGCAUCCCCGUCGCCACCAGCGCCGGUGUUUGACGCGGGAUCGUCUGCAUCGGCCCCCAUGGACGUCGAUUUGGAGGCACCACCGCCACCUCCGCCCACUGCAGCGGCAGUUGCUCGUCGUUCGCCAUCUCCACCAGUGCCUGUGGCCGUCGGGACCAUUGCUGCCCGUCGUGGACAGCCCCCGCGUGCCGUUGAUGCUCCACGUGGACGCAUCAUCCUCACUGGCCAUCGCCCAAGUGGUAUGGCCUCGUCUUCCUCCUCCAAUGGGAGGGCCUAAUGGCCCUCGAUCCGGCCGUCGCGUCGGCCGUUUGGGGGAGGGGGUGGGGAGCGGCGCGGCAUGCCUCUGCGCGCUCGGCGCGGGCCUCCCCGGCGUGGGCGCUCGGCGAGGGCCCCACAUGGGCGCUCGGCACGGCCUCCUCCAGAGGCGAGCGCGCGGGAGCAAGCCCCGGCGAGGGCGCUCAGCGCUACUCCCGUGGCGCACCAGGCGGCGCCCCACGCUUGGCCGGCGGCUGCACGAUGGCGGCCCAGCGAACGGCGGCUGGCGGCACUCGGCGCGAGCCCCCGCGAGGGCGCUCAGCGUGGCCUUCCGCUGGCGCUCGGCGCGGCCAGCAAAGGGCGCUCGGCGCGGCCAGCAAAGGGCGCUCGGCGCGGCGGGCAUGGACGCCUGGCGGCGCUUGGCGCGGCUGCCAGACCGGGCCACCAGCGGCGGCUGGACCCAUGGCGCGCACGGCCCAUGGCUUGGCGAAGCGCGCAGGCCAGGCGGCGGCUUCCUGGCGGCGGCCAGGGAAGCCCUGGUGGCUAACGGCGGCUGGGGGCGGUUAGGGUUGGAAACCCUAGCCGCCCCAAUAUAAAAUAGGCUUCUUGGGCCUCUGUUGGGCCGCCUGGGCAGGCCAGCUGGGCUGGGCCGGCGUGCAGGCCUCUGGCCGCUGCCUGGCUCGCCUGGCAGGCCGCCUGGGCUACUUUCAGAGGCCUAAUAUAGCCUGUUUUACCAUUUUAAAUUCUGAAUUUCUGUAUAAGACUAUGUUUUAUAUGCAUUUUCAGUUCAAAGUUAUCUUAGGCGUCUAAAUUCGUGAUUUAGACUGCAUAUAUUGUAAAGACAUAUCUGUUUUAUUGUAAAUUUAGCAGAUUUUAGUUCGUGAA